AUGAAUCACAAUCCGAGGUCGCGCAAAGGUGAUAUGGUUUUCCCUCGACCCUGUAUUCAUCGUGAACGUGCUGUUGUGAAUUAUCUGGCAGGCCGAGACUCUCGUAUCAUCAGCAUGGUGGUUGCGGAAGUUCCCCUGUGGGUUAUGCACAGCAGCAACGCGAGUUCCAAUACUACUCUGGACGGUGCCAGCGGACUCGCAACUGGUGGUCCUUUCAACAAGCUUUCGGAUGGACAUUUUUCCCGUCACCAUCAUUUCGAGCACAAGGCGGCUUCUUCCUUGGCCUUGUUGGACUCGGCGUCGGGAAGGGCAAGAAAGUCUGCCAUUUACGCCGUAGACGUCCAUCCCGACGGCCGAAUCUUUGCGACAGCGGGAGGCGACUGUGCGGUCCGAAUUUGGAAUACACAGGCCUUGUUUGCUCCCAAAAACAAGGGCGGUAGCUUUGCUGUGGCAGGUUCUUCGGAUCCGACCGGCAAACCCAACAAUGCUACCACAACCUACGUGAGCACGAGUGCCUCGUCGGGACCGGAAGCCUCGGAAAGUAGCGCUGGGGAACAAGAAAGUGACGUUGGUCCCCGGGACGAAAUGGUUCACGAUCUUAAUAGUUUCGUCCGUCGCAAAAAAGACCCCACAGUGAACCAAUCCUCGGCGGUACCCGCCGAGACGACGAAAUCAUCUACUGCAUCCGGGCAGUCGGUAGCGGACUCGUCUCCUGUUCGCCCCUCGACGCACAAAAGAUCGCACCAUCAGCAUCGUUUACUAUGUACAUUGUCCGCACAUUCCGGUUCAUCGGUACUGGCGGUGCGAUUUUCAAGUACCGGAACCUAUUUGGCUUCGGCGGGGGAUGACGGUUGUGUGUGUAUCUACACUCACAACGAGGACACGGAGGGUAACCUGACCCAAGAACCGUCACCGCACGACGAGCACUGGUCUCGGAUCAAACUUUGCAGGGGACAUGGCUUGGAUGUUGUGGAUUUGGCUUGGGCACCGGACGAUUCAUACCUAGUUUCCUGUUCGCUGGAUUCCGAAACACCGAUCAUUGUGUGGAAAACGACUCACUUGGGAUCUUCUCGUCGAGCCAACGCAACGAGUAUGAUACUGAAUCCAUUCAAGGUUCUCGGUAGAAAAGAACACACGAGUACGGUCAAGGGAGUUUCUUUCGAUCCGGCAGGAUCCUAUUUUGCGUCCUCGGGUGAUGAUCCAGCCGUCUGCGUCUGGCGCGCGCACGAUGAUUGGGGUUUGGAAACCAAGAUUGACGCUAGCAGCGGUAUCUUUCGGCGCUGGAAAGAAGACGAUACUAUGGCCCUGUCUUCGCAAAGUCUUUUCCGCCGAAUUAGUUGGUCAACUGAUGGAGCAUUCUUGUGUUCCACUAAUUCGGUAGUGAAGAACAAGCACGUGGCGUCCACUAUUAGUCGCGAUGGGUGGAGUGUGAGUAGUGCGUCUUCGGCGGCAGCGGGAGCGGCCAACCUAGUGGGGCAUAAGCAACCAGUGGUCGUCAGCCGCCACGCGUCGCAGCUGCUGAGUGCACGCAAAGCCAAUGUUUCAGGAGGCCAAAACGGUGACGACGACGAAGAACCCGAUUACGCAACUCUGUUGGCACUCGGCGACAAGCGAGGCUUCGUAACGAUCUGGAGUACCAAGAAAUCACGUCCGAUUUUUAAACUUCAAUGCAGUGAAAGUCGCAGUACGGUCACUGACAUGGCCUGGGGUUCCUUACCAAGAGGGGAUCUGAUGCUUUUAGUAACAUUUUUGGACGGUCAGGUUGUGGCCCUGCGCUUUGAAGUACCCAGUGAGUUGGGAAAUUUGUUGAGUAAAUCUGAACGGGCACGCGUAUUUCAGCUCAGGUACGGUAUCGAUGUGAACGAUGUGGAAACUUUUGGACAGCGCCAUCUAUUUACAGGAGCAAGCUCAGGUCCUAACCUGAUCGAAAACGCUUUGCAAAUGACGUUGGAGCACACUCAUACUGGAAUAGACGAUAUGGACGAUGAUACCUCGACACCAGGUCCGGAACCAGAAGAGAGAUUGAAUGACCUGCAAGCGGUUUCAAUUCGUUCGAAACAGAAGGAAAGCCUCUCGAAAGGAAAGAAGCGCAUUCAACCAGUUCUUAUGGCUGUUACCAGCAAGAAAACGAAGCCAGGAGCCGAACUUCUCAAGACCAAAGCCGUCGAGCCAAACCAAUCCAUCGAUCCUUUGCAGAAUGCUAUUGAUGCAGCCAGCAAGGCCUCAGCCGCCAUGGCAACCGCCGAUUCCACCAAGCGCGACAUUACUGUAAACGCUGCUCCCAUGGAUGGCCUGUCCGGAACAGCGCAGUCAAAUUCCGCUCGGCCAUCAGUGCGACCCAAUGGACCUAGCUCUUGGAUGGGAACAAUUCUGCCGCACAGCUCCGAACGGAUCCAUUCUCUGGAUCUCCCGCUUCUUGGUUUACAGUCAAUGGAUGUCACCACAGGAUUCGCAGAGCCAUGCGUCGCCGAAUGCACCAACUCGGUCAAAUUACCGGUGGGGUCACGGACAACAUCAAUUCCAUGUGUCGAUGUAGCAUUAUCUCGUGAUGGCAAAAUAUCGUGGAAGGAUCAAAUCCCUGGUACAUCAUGCUCGGCCAUUGCGGCCAGUACCACGUUAAUGGCUGUCGGAACAACGGAUGGAUGCCUACAAUUGUAUGGCACAUCUCCUACGAUCGGUUGGACAUGUGGUCAGAGCUUUCGUUCUCAUCCGUCGUUAGUUCUUGGGCAUCCCAUUGUCUCAUUGCAACUUCAAGAGACGCAGGGGGAAGACGACGAAAUCUUUGCUACUUUGCUCACCUUAACGGGAGAUGGUACAUUUGCCGUCUACUCUGUUCUUCCAGUAUUGCAACUACAAUUCAAAGGAUCUGUUAUGCCGGCGAUGUCACACAUGGCUUUGGGUACAUCGUUGACGUCGGAGCAACAUUCGAUAAAAAUUUCCAGAAUACAAAUUACUGAAACCAAUCGUGUAUUACUGCUUCUAUCGCUACAGACAGUUGACAACGCACAGCUUCGAGGCGGAUUGCGGGGGACUACUCAAAUUGACGCAGGGGUUGGUGGCUCGUUGCAAGCGUUUGUCUUCGACCAAAAGGCCGAACUUUGGAUGAAGGCGGCGGACAACCGCUUUGUCCUUUCCGACUUUUACAGUGCUCUACCGUCUGCGAAAUUUAGCCCCAAUGGAGAGCUGUCAAGGUUGGAAGAUGCUGUUCGAAUCGGCGCACUCCAAGCGAGCAUGAAGCCAGCUCAGCGCGGUCGUCUACGUGAUACCGACCGCCAUGCGGACGAGAUGUUUUCCAGAGCCGAUUUGGAAUCUGGGAAUUUUAUUCCGACUCGGGCACAUUGCGAGGAUCGAAUGGCUUGCGCUAUUGCACUCGAAUCUGCGGACGAAUUCAAAAAAUGGUUAUCAUUGUAUAUAAAAGUAUUGUGUGUGGUGGGGCACACUGAUUUUCUCAGAGUUUUGGUGGAUAUCUUAAUGAACGAACCCAAGGACAAACGAGAAACGAUUCCUGAUGGCAUGUGCUGGUGGAUGUCGAUCGCCCCUACAGUGUUAUUCCCGAGAUGA
Phaeodactylum tricornutum CCAP 1055/1 is the source of this 3561-nucleotide messenger RNA. RefSeq lists its product with no specific name. Gene Ontology annotation, biological process: chromatin remodeling; DNA-templated transcription; regulation of DNA-templated transcription. The transcript is spliced from 3 exons. Gene Ontology annotation, cellular component: HIR complex; nucleus. The record is from RefSeq and is a predicted model, not a curated record. Gene Ontology annotation, molecular function: protein binding; nucleosome binding. Bases 1 to 3561 code for a protein of 1186 amino acids. NCBI's taxonomy places the organism in Eukaryota, Bacillariophyta, Bacillariophyceae, Surirellales, Neidiaceae.